GUGAUGGGGACUGGACAAGAACAGGACAGCAAUGGGAUGGGGACAAGGAUGGAGGCAGGACACAGAUACGAUCUGGACAGGGAUGGAAUGGGGACAGGACCAGAAGCGGAACAGGAUGAAGACAGGACAGACAUGGGGAUGGGUGGGGACAGUGGGAACACAGAUGGGGAUAGGGAUGGAGACAUGACAAGGACAGGACAGUGAUGGGAUGGGAACAGGAUGGGGAUGAGACACAAAUGGGAUGAGAACAGGAAUGGGGUGGGACAGGGACUCUUUCCCAGCUGACACUGGUGGUGUCACCCCCCCCUUUGCCCAAACCCCCCAUGUUUUCCCCCAGGUGGGGCUCACGGUGGCACUGUCCCUGUGUCCCCCUGUGUCCCCUCCCACAGACCCACACAACCUGUGGAUCCGCUGCAGCGUCAACGGGCGCCCGAUGCAGGACAGCAGCACCCAGCACCUCAUCUUCGGGGUGCCCGCCCUCAUCGCCUGGGUGUCCCGGUUCGUGACACUGGUCCCUGGGGACAUCCUGCUGACGGGGACUCCUGCCGGAGUGGGGUUCUUUCGGAAACCCCCUGUUUUCCUUAAGCCCGGGGACGAGGUGCAGUGUGAGAUCGAGGAGCUGGGCACCAUCUGCAACCGCGUGGUCUGACGGUGGAGAGACCCCCAAAUCCCACCCCUGUGGGAUCAUCAAGUCCACUAACAAAGAGAAUUCAGAAUCAGUCUGCUGAAACACUCCCUAUCUGGGAAAAAGAUAAUAAAAAUACUGAAAAUGUGGAUUAAUUAGCACAAGAAGUGAGAAAUUAAUAACCAAUAGAAUAUAGAAUACUACUUAAUUAACAUAACCAAUGAACAUGAAUUUCUUUGUUUGCUAAAAAUGUAUAA
Molecule: messenger RNA, 882 nt
Organism: Neopelma chrysocephalum (saffron-crested tyrant-manakin)
Lineage: Eukaryota; Metazoa; Chordata; Aves; Passeriformes; Pipridae
Product: fumarylacetoacetate hydrolase domain-containing protein 2-like
Exons: 3
Coding region: 242-649 (135 amino acids)
Molecular function (GO): hydro-lyase activity
Source: RefSeq, a predicted model, not a curated record